Silurus meridionalis is the source of this 1216-nucleotide messenger RNA. RefSeq names its product proline-rich membrane anchor 1-like. The transcript has 4 exons. The record is from RefSeq and is a predicted model, not a curated record. The coding region runs from base 369 to 824 and encodes 151 amino acids. NCBI's taxonomy places the organism in Eukaryota, Metazoa, Chordata, Actinopteri, Siluriformes, Siluridae.
ACCUAGUUCGUGUGACCACUCGACUCGCCUGCCUCAUGCACGUUUUCUCACACUACACAAGCGAGAAGAUGCUGUGGAGCUGCACGCGCUUCGACCAGGAAGCAGACGCACACGAAGCAGCGAUGAACCUGCGACUUGCAUGGGUACGAUGAUUGACGUUCGGGAACUCGGGAAAGUUUCCGUGGAAGACCUUGGUAAAUUGAAAGAAGAAAAAAAAGUAUUAUGCCUAUCUAUCUUGAAUCCUGCAUUCGUGUGGCUGCCGUUGGUGUGAAGUGCUCAGGUGUCCUUUGGAUCCUGUAAGGUUGAUCCAGCUCCAAUUCUAUGCGCCCUUUCGCCUGCUCACACGCCGAUCUGUUUACGAAGGAGGGAUGCAUAGUCAAGACAGAACACCUUUCACAUCAAGGCUUCGGCCAUUUCUGUUAGGCCACUGCUUUUUCUCGUCGUUUCUUCUUUUAUGCCAGGCUGAGCUUCAGAGGUCAUGCUCACAGCUUGGAUCUCAAAGACGAGGUGAGCAGUGCCAGUCACUGUGCCACUGCAGAUACUAUCCACCUCUACCUCCUCCACCACCACCUCCACCCCCUCCUCGGCUACUUAUAACAACAGUGGCUGAGCCUCCAGUUCCUCUGCUAAGGCCAUGGUGGAUGGACUUCAUUUUGGUUGUGACAGUAGGAUGCACAUCGGCUUUCUUUCUACUUUUAAUUCUUCUCCUCUGCUACAAGUCCAUUAAACGGAAACCUCUUAAAAAAGAGGAGAAUGGCACCAGUCGUGGAGAAUAUGGCAUGAGCUGCCGCAAGAAAAAGACCACUAAUAGUGUUGUAGUGUAAAACAGAUACUCAUAUAAAGAGCUAAUGAUGUCUCUGCAUUGCUGCAUUCUUAGCACUUACUGACCCAAUGUGCAGCAGAAGUGCUAACUAUAGUGUACCUCCAAAGACUGAGCAGAGAAUGGAGAAGGUUAAUUUGCUGGAAGACUGCAGCCAGGUCUGUUACACUACUGCUCUGCUUUCUCAGAGAUCCACUCCAAUGCACAACUGGUAAACUGUGGCAUAGAGACAAUGACACAUAUAUUUGCAUGAAUUCUUAUUUCAAUGGCAAUAUAUCAAUAUAUAAUAUAUAAUACCAGAUGCUUUAUUUUACAUUUGACACACUGGUCUUUAAUCUAAUUUCUAAGCAUAGCGGUUUCUAUUUAUUUAAUAAAUUAUGACAUUUAUUUUGUCAA